Haemorhous mexicanus (house finch) is the source of this 2655-nucleotide messenger RNA. It is a transcript of the gene IL22RA1, whose product is annotated as interleukin 22 receptor subunit alpha 1. NCBI's taxonomy places the organism in Eukaryota, Metazoa, Chordata, Aves, Passeriformes, Fringillidae. The record is from RefSeq and is a predicted model, not a curated record. The transcript is spliced from 7 exons. Gene Ontology annotation, molecular function: protein binding. The coding region runs from base 409 to 2025 and encodes 538 amino acids.
CGUGCACCUUUGUACAGUCAGGUGUGCACUGGAGGAAGAGGUGCUCCUGCUGUCGCUCUGCAGUGUCACACAUGCGCAGGGCUCCGGGCAGCCCAGAGCCCAGGGAAGGCAGGACAGGAGCUCUGCUUUGCUCUGUUACUGAGCAACAAAUCCAACCUGGCCUGGCAAGAAAGAAUUCAGCCAAAAGGUGAUUCACCUGCACACAGGAGCAGCUGCCUGCUCUCACAGCCCAGCCUGCAGAGUCAUUCAUGAAGGGAUUUCUGAUCGUCCUGGCUGCAGUUUCAGUGCUGGGUGUUGUGACUACAGAGAGAUCGUCAUGUCUGAAACGUGCAGCAUUUUCUUCCACAAACUUUGAGAACAUUCUGACUUGGGAAACAGAGGAGGAUAUUCCCCCUGGCACUGUGUUUGAUGUCCAGUACAAACAGUAUGGAGAGAAAUCCUGGCUCACCAAGCACGAGUGCCAGAGCAUCACGCAGCUCUUCUGCAACCUCAGCAGGGAGACAGAGAACUUCAUGGAGCAUUUCUACGGGCGGGUGCGGGCGCGGGGCUGCUCCUCCAGCUGGGUGCGCUCCGAGCGCUUCGAGCCCCGCAAGGAGAGUAGCCAUCAUAGGGGCCCCCCAGGUGGAACACGUCCCCCACGUCCGCUCCAUCAAGUUCCUGGUCCGGCCCCCCCUGACGCCGCUGCGGGGGGAGGACGAGCAGCAGCUCACUGUGGAGGACAUUUACAGCAAAUUUGGGGCUGUGGAUUAUCACCUGACAAUAUUCAACCAGAGGACACAGCAGCAGUGGACAAAGAAUGAGCACAACAAAGAAUUUGAAGUUUCCAACUUGGACCCAGACACUGAAUACAACGGGACAGUUUAUAUCUGUCUGCUCCAGAGAAGGAGCAAACCUCAGGUGUUUUGGGUCAAAACACUGGCAGACAAGACAUGGAUUCUCUACUGUCUGGUGGCCCUGGCCUUCUGUGCUGGGCUGGUUUUUGCUGCCACUGCUUAUGUGACCUACAAAUACAUCAAACAGCGCAGUGCCCAGCCCAGGGCCCUGGACUUCAGAGGGAUUCCAUCGUUCCAGCCUCUCACACUGACAGUGGAGCACAUCAUAAAGCCCCUCAGCUUUUCCAAACCUUCCCCUUUCAUCCCUGAAGUGCAGCUGGCCCAGAUGAGCCAACAUUUGGACUGGUCCCUGGAGCCACCACGGCCUUCCUGUCCCUACCAGCAGCAGGUGGAUGUUGCAGCAUUGCAGCUGCCCCCUCAGCCCUGCCAGGUGGAAAUGCCAGCUCCCAUCACUGCUUACACUCCUCAGGGAGCUGAGCAGAGCAUUGCUGCUGCCCCAGGCAGCUCCAGCCUGGCCAUGACCUACGGGCUGUGCGUGGAGGGCACGGACGGGAGCUCACAGCCCAAGCAAAGGCUGAAGGAAUCUUCUCCAGAUCGUUCUGAGGAUGGAGAGCUCCAAACCCAUGGGCUGGGAAAGAGCUGCAGCCACUGGGAUUACAAAGAGCAGCAACCAAAGGAGGCCCUGUGGAAAAGCAGGGACAGACUGGAGUCGGUUGUGAUCCAGGGGAGCCCUGGGCAGACCCAGCUGCUGCUGCAGAGUGAGGGGCUGGAGGAUCCAGAGCGUGUGUCCCAGCUGUCCCUGUCCUUGCUGGAACAGGGAGGAUGCUACAGACAGCAGGCAGCCCUGUCCCUGCUGCUGCCUGCAGGGAAAGCUGCCCCAGACUAUGUUGCAGAGGAGGAGCUGCUGGCACCUCUGCUGCUCUCGGUGCGGACUGGGAGUGACCUCCCUGGAGAGAGCCACGGGGAGCAGUGGGUGCUGCCAGAGCCAUUCCCACCCCCUGCAGGCACCGUGCAGCUCCCAGAGACUGCAGCCAUGCAAGUGUUCCCAGCAGCAAAGGGGCUGGGCUGCACAGAGCUCAGCGUGUCCCCAGCCAGCAGCCCAGGCAGGGACAGGGGCACUCCUCUCACCAUGCUCUUCAAAGAUUUGGACUUGAAAGUGCAGUGGGAUGAAGAGAGCACAGAAUUUUACUAGGAUGACUUAAUGGUAUUUAAAUGCAGAUGAUGUUUUCUUGUAUGAACCAGAAGCAAUGUAAAAGCACAGCUGAUCCUGGCUGUAUUAGAGCUCAGGGCUGUCACACUGUGCCACUGGGGAGUUUGGUGCCUUUACUGACAGAACUGCUCCUUGUUACACUGCCACACUGAAUCUUUGCCCUUCAACAACAGCUCUUUAUUUCUAGCACAUUCUCAAAUUUAUCAUGAACUGGAUUCCUUUAAAAGAUCACUGAAGAUUCAGUUUCCAAUCCCAGAUUCAGUUUACUGAAAAUUUAGCAAAAUUCACAAACUGAAUGUGCUCUUUACCAACACCUAAGAUAGAGGGCUAAGAUGCAACUCCCUUUGAAGAAAUUCAGGUAUGCAAACCUAGAAGUAUUUAAUGUACCACGGUACAGUAAAAGAAGUAAAUAGUUACUGGUGUUCUACCCUUGGAUAAAUGACUUGGAAAAGAACAUUCCAGUUUCCUGAAAUGGACUUUGCCUUCAAAGGAGUGAUUGAAAGUGGGUAACAGCUCCUGAUGCAGCAGUUUUGUGAAAUGUGUCCCUGUCCCCUGUGGUUUUUAAUACUUGUACAAAGAUAAAGCCUUUUUUAAUACCUGUACAAAGAUAAA